Molecule: messenger RNA, 399 nt
Organism: Anisakis simplex (herring worm)
Lineage: Eukaryota; Metazoa; Nematoda; Chromadorea; Rhabditida; Anisakidae
Source: the annotation of a GenBank genome assembly
AUGGACAGCGGCAGUCGAUUGAUUGCCAUAACGAAUAAGCAGAGAGACGAACACGAACGCUUCGUGCAGUCGGUUAAGGCUGAGAAAGUGCAGGUGGAACGUAUCAUCGAGAAUCGUGAUCGAGUGCACAAGAAUCGUGUUCAACAGCUGGAAGGUCAACUGAACACGCUACGUGAGCAGUUGGCCGAAGAGAGGCGUAGACAUCGCGAUAUGGCCGAUCGAAUCAUGAUCAACGAUAUGAGCAAGAUGAGCACGGCCGCAUCUGCUGCGGCGGCCACGUGGGGCAGUCUCGGAAGUUACAGUACAGCGCCAGUUUCGAGAACUGGAGGCUUGAUGGCGAUGACGGGCACUCAGCUGCCGCCGCAGAAACUGGACAGUAGCUUCGAUUCUCUAUUCGGA